Molecule: messenger RNA, 1124 nt
Organism: Sinocyclocheilus anshuiensis
Lineage: Eukaryota; Metazoa; Chordata; Actinopteri; Cypriniformes; Cyprinidae
Product: tetratricopeptide repeat protein 33
Exons: 5
Coding region: 81-887 (268 amino acids)
Molecular function (GO): protein binding
Source: RefSeq, a predicted model, not a curated record
AGCUGAGUUUGGACAAUUCCAAAACAUUUGUGAGUAACGCGUCGCAUAGGUGAAACCGCAACCUGCCACUGGUGCUGGGAAUGGCCUCCUUUGGCUGGAAACGUAAGGUGGGGGAAAAAGUUUCCAAGACGACAGUGCAGCAGUUUGAGAAGGACUCGGAGCAGGCGGAUAAUGAGGAUGUGGAGAAGGAGGGAGUUGAUUGGCUGCACGUCAUCAAACGGCGGCGUGAGGUGCUGCUGGAGGAUUGUGCUGCUAAGAGCAAGAGGCUAAAGGAUGAAGGGAUGCUGCUCGCUGAGCAGGGCAGGAACUGGGAGGCAUUGAAGAGGUGGGAUGAGGCGAUUCAGCUCACACCAGACGAUGCUGUGCUGUAUGAGAUGAAGUCGCAGGUGUUGAUCACCCUUCAAGAAGUGUUCCUGGCUGUGCAGUCUGCAGAGAUGGCCACCAGACUCCGCCCCCUCUGGUGGGAGGCGUGGCAAACUCUGGGCCGCGCCCAACUAAGUCUUGGCGAAGUAGAACUAGCUGUACGGUCCUUCCAAGUGGCAUUGCACCUGCAUCCGUCUGAGCGGCCCCUCUGGGAGGAAGACCUAGGCUGGGCCCUACAGCUCCAGGAGCAGCAAAAAGCUCUCCGUGAAAGAGAGAAACAGGAAGACGAAGCUCGAAGGCUCCUUGUGGAAGCUCCUGAGCUGAAGAGUGAUUAUGAUUUUGAAAGCGAUGAAGUGAUUGAGGCUUGCACUGCCAUGGCUGAUAGACAGAAAAAAUAUGAGGACCUAAAGAAAACAGCGGUUGUUGUGGACGCACACGGAGUCGCCAAAGAGCUGAUUGUCGAAGAUGACAGCAAACCCACUUCAUCCUCACAGAGUGUUUUAGUCAAGGCACGAGGACUCUAAAUAAAAUAGUGGCUGGUUUUGUGUCUCCUCAUGUGUAUAUUGUUUAGAUUAUGUAUGUAUUGUUAAGUUUAUUUGAUAAUCCAGGAUUCUGAUUGACUUCCUCAUAGUGUUUAACAAAGUUACUAUUCCCAGUGAAUUUGUAAAGUGAGUACCAGAUUCCAAGAAGAAUUUGAAAUGCUUCUGGAUCAUUUUCACUCAAACAAGAGCAUAAAUUCCUUCCUUUUACUGAAGCAUUCU